This is a messenger RNA of Chironomus riparius, 2477 nucleotides long. The record is from the annotation of a GenBank genome assembly. Lineage: Eukaryota; Metazoa; Arthropoda; Insecta; Diptera; Chironomidae.
AGAUAAGAAACAGAAAAACUGAGAAAAACAAUACGUAUCAUGCAUGCUUAUCUCAUAAGUAAAAAUAUCAUACAAUGGAACUAGCGAAUGAAUUUAGCUCUGAAGAGUUAUCCCAGAUUGAGAACGAAUUCAAACGCAUGAAAGGCACAACAUAUCUGGAUGCUGCUGGUUCUGGUCUUUAUGGUGAAAAUCAAAUAAAAAAUAUUUGUGAUUUAUUGAGUUUGAACUUUUAUCCAAAUCCACAUACCUCGAAGUCAUCAGAAAACAUAAUAGAUCAAGUUCGUUUGAGAAUUUUGAGACAUUUUCAUGUUAAAAACUUUGAUGAUUAUACAGUAAUAUUCACAUCAAAUUGCACAGCAGCUUUAAAAAUUGUUGGUGAAACAUUCACAUUUGAUGAUAAUGGAAGCUUUUAUUAUCUAUCAGAUUCUCACACAUCUGUCCUUGGAUUGAGAGAAAUCGUCAAUACAAGAAGCAUAAUACAUCUUUCUAGAAGUUUCUUCAAAGAAGAUAACGUACUUGAGACGAUGAAAAAUUCAUUAUUUGCUUUUCCAGCUCAAUGUAAUUACAAUGGAUACAAAUAUCCAUUAAAAAUAAUUGAGAAGAUACACCUUAGAGAUAAUAAUUAUGUAUUACUUGAUGCAGCUGGUUUUGCGUCAACAAAUGAUUUAGAUUUAAAUUUAUUUAAAGCAGAUUAUGUUUCGGUAUCCUUUUAUAAAAUAUUUGGACAUCCAACUGGAUUAGGUGCAUUAAUUGUUUCGAAAAGAGGAGCAGAGAAGUUAAAGAAAAAGUAUUAUGGAGGGGGUACAGUAAAAAUUGCUUUGACACGGGAAAAUUGGCAUCAGAAAAGAGAUAAACUUCAUGAAAUUUUUGAAGAUGGGACUCUUCCAUUUUUACAAAUAAUUAGUCUCCAAAGUAGCUUUAAGUAUAUGGAAUCUUUACUUGGGGAUUCUUUUAUAAAAAGAAUUUCAAGACAUGUUUUCAAUUUAGCAAGAUACUUUUAUACGCAUUUGAAAAAUAUGAAGCAUUUUAAUAACGAGGAUGUUGCAGUACUUUAUCAUGACACCAUUUUUGAAGAUAUCACGACACAAAGUGGAGUAGUAAAUUUUAAUUUGAAGCAUGCAAACGGUAGUUUCAUUGGAUAUGCUGAAUUUGCAUCAAUUGCUGCACUCCAUAAUGUAAUUAUUCGUACUGGUUGCUUUUGUAAUCCAGGGUCAUGUCAAACCUUUCUUAAAUUGGAUAGAGAAGAUUUGUUAAAGCAUUUUAAUGCUGGUCAUGUUUGUGGAGAUGACCACGAUUUAGUAGAUGGAUUUCCCACAGGAUCAAUUCGUGUUUCAUUUGGAUACAUGAAUGACAAGACGGAUGCCGAUGUGCUUUUAGAAAUUAUAAGAAAAUACUAUGCUCAAACUGAGGAAAUGCUAUUUCAUAAAACUGUUUCUGUUCAGAAAAUUGUUGACAAAAAUGCUAAACCAAUUUUACAAUCUAUUAGAAUUUUUCCUAUUAAAUCAUGUGGACCUAUGAUUAUAAACAACGAAUGGAAAAUAACAGAAAGUGGAUUACAAUACGAUCGUAAUUGGAUAAUUAUAAAUGGAGACAAUGGAUCUGCACUUACACAAAAACAUGAACCAAAAAUGUGCCUUAUCAGACCAUUUGUUGACGAAGCAAACAAUAUCCUUCGACUAGAAUUCCCUUACAUGAAUUCUAUUGAAAUUCCAUUGAAUACAAAGGGCGAAGAAAUGAGAAGUGCUUCUGUAUGUCAAACAAAAGUAUGCGGUGAUUACAUUAAUGGACAUGAUUGUGGGCAACAAGUUGCAGAAUGGCUGAGCAAUUCUCUCGCCAUUAAUAAUUUACGAUUAAUAAGACAAAACGAAGAAGUAGAAAGGAAAAGUGGAAAAAUUGCAUUAGCAAAUCAAGCCCAAUUUUUGCUUAUCAAUAAAUCUUCGGUCCAAUGGCUGAUGGAUCAAGUUGAGAUUUGGGACUAUAAUAAAGAUGUUGAUAAUGUAAUAGAUAGAUUUCGUGGGAAUUUUGUUGUUGAAAAUAUAGAAGCUUUAACUGAAAACUCGUGGAAAAAAAUAAAAAUUGGAAAGAAUACCUUCGAAGUUCAAGGUUUGUGUACGAGAUGUCAAAUGAUUUGCAUUGAUCAAAACACAGGGGAAAAGACUGCUGAACCAUUGAGAACAAUUGGAAAAAUCUUUCAAGGUAAAACAAAAUUUGGUAUUUACCUAAGAUUACCUUCGAGACCUGAAGAAUGCUACAAUCAAGCAAUAAAAUGUGGUGAUGAAAUUUUUGAUAUUCUAGAAUAAUUUUUUUCCGGUUUCUACCGUUUUUAAAUACAUAAUAAUAGACGCAUCAAUGAACAUUACUAAGAAUCGUAUUUUAAGAAAAUAUAACAUAAAGCAACAAGUGUCUAUCAGGAGAGGAGAGUAUUAAAGAGAGAAUGAAUUUUGUUAUUUGAAUAAAUCUGUUUAAGAAAAAAGUAA